Molecule: messenger RNA, 6460 nt
Organism: Lytechinus pictus (painted urchin)
Lineage: Eukaryota; Metazoa; Echinodermata; Echinoidea; Temnopleuroida; Toxopneustidae
Product: aminopeptidase N-like
Exons: 19
Coding region: 105-3116 (1003 amino acids)
Biological process (GO): peptide catabolic process; proteolysis
Cellular component (GO): cytoplasm
Molecular function (GO): peptide binding; metalloaminopeptidase activity; zinc ion binding
Source: RefSeq, a predicted model, not a curated record
CCGUCGGCACUUCAGACAAGAAGCUCAAUCGGACAAGAACACUGCAAGGAAUUGUGUUAAGAAGCCAAUUUGUUUUCACAGUAAGGUGUGUGAAUGAGGAAAGGAUGACUAAACAAGAGUUUGAUUUCGAGUCCACUGAGAAGGAAGAAAAGGAAAGCGGGGGUAUUUUCCUGACAACGUUCCAACUCGUGUUCAUCGGCAUCACGGCAGCCUGCGUGAUAACAGCUGUAGGAUGUAUGUGUGCCUUGUUGCCAGACCGAUCUUGUGAGGUCCGAACAACCGAGCCUCCAGAGGAGCCCAUGACUACGACGCCGAGGAUGACCCCAGAGCGAACAGAACCACCCGUUACGGAACCACGCCGAACAACAGAAGGGGACAUUACGACGAUAGCCCCGACCGUAGAGCCGUGGAAUGGGCGAUUAUCGUACGAUCUCAUCCCGGAUUCCUACGAUCUUUACCUUAGACCAUACCUCUAUCCAGAAGAUGGCGGAGAAGACAAAAUAUUCACGUUUGAUGGAAGAGUUACAAUACACUUCAGAUGUGAUGUACCAACCAACGUUAUCACACUUCAUUUACUAGAUAUAGAACUCGGUGUCUACACUUUGAGAGAUUACAACGGAAAUUAUAUUACUAUCAGUAGCCAUUCGCUUGAAGAGAAGUACGAAUUCGUUCAUUUCAAUCUUGCCAAUGAUCUUGAAGCGGAUUCAGAUUAUGUCUUAUAUAUCGAAUACCUCGGCCAACUGAGAGCGGGACUGUCGGGAUUCUACCGUAGCAGUUACCAGGAAGGAAAUGAAAUAAGAUGGCUAGCCACAACCCAGAUGCAGCCUACCAGUGCUCGUCAAGCUCUCCCAUGUUUCGACGAACCCGACUUCAAGGCCGUCUUCCGAACUGAGAUUGAACACCGUGACGACAUGGUUGCCCUCUCCAACGGCAUGGAAACGAGAACGAACGAGAGCGAGAUCGAAGGAUGGACGAUCUCCAGAUAUCUACCAACGCCCAAGAUGUCGACUUACCUCCUGGCUUUCGUUGUUGGUUACUUCGAUAAGCUGGAAACAUGGACGGACAAUGGUAUUCUGUUACGAGUAUGGUCGCGUCCGGAGGCUGUCAAUAAUACGCAAUACUCACUGGACAUCGGGUCUAACCUCACCACAUACUUCGAAGAGUACUUUAAUAUAUCUUUCCCGCUUGCAAAACAAGACAUGAUCGCGGUACCAGACUUUUCGGCAGGUGCCAUGGAAAACUGGGGUCUCAUCAUCUACCGGGAAACAAACCUGCUCUACGAUAGCGCAGUCAACUCGGCAAGUAACAAACAACGUGUUGCCGAGGUGGUCUCACAUGAACUUGCUCAUAUGUGGUUUGGUAACCUGGUCACGUGCGUAUGGUGGGAUGAUCUGUGGCUUAACGAAGGUUUCGCCACCUAUGUGGAGGGCUCCAUCGGUGUGAACCAUGCUGAACCUUCUUGGUUAAUGAGAGAGCAAUUUGUUACUAUAGAUCUGCAGUCAGUUUUUGAACCGGAUGCACUUGGUACAUCACAUCCGGUGCAGGUGCCUGUCAACCAUCCAGAUGAAAUCAACGAAAUAUUUGAUUCAAUUUCAUAUAGCAAGGGUGCAUCGAUCAACCGUAUGUUAAACAACAUCCUUGGGGAAGACGUCUACACAAGUGGAGUGAACAAGUAUCUCCAAACUCACAGGGAAGAUAAUGCCAAAACAGAUGAUCUAUGGAACGCUUUAACAGAGGCGGAUAAAAAUAUUGGUGAUAAUGAUGUUAAAAAGAUAAUGGACACUUGGACUCUUCAGAUGGGUUACCCAGUGGUCAAUGUCCGACGCCUCAACGACACUCAUUUCAAUGCUUCCCAGGAACACUUUCUUAUCAACCCUGAUGCUGGGGUCGAUGAUAGAUACACCGAUCUGGGAUACCAAUGGUAUGUUUACCUCACCUACACUCAGCAGACGGACCCUGAUUUCGAUACACCUUUGAAUAUCUGGAUGGAACCAAACAUGACAACCCUUGUACCUGUUUCACCUUUUAUGGUUGCUGAUGAUUGGUUUCUUGUAAACAUUAAGCAGUAUGGUUAUUAUCGAGUAAAUUAUGACGAUGACAAUUGGGCUCGCCUCAGCCAACAGUUAAUGGAUGACCAUACGGCACUCCCGACAGAGAACCGUGCCCAGCUCAUCAAUGAUGCCUUCACCUUGGCCCGGGUGGGACGCGUGGAUUACCCCACUGCUCUUGAUCUAACUCUUUACAUGGAGCAGGAGGAGGGCUACGUACCUUGGGAAGCAACCCUUGGGGCCAUCUCAUACAUCAGAGAUAUGUUUAGCAGAUACUAUGGUUAUGGACCAUUAGAGAGAUAUAUGCGUGAUAAGGUUCAAGCAUUAUACGAUAGUCUCGGAUGGACUGAUGAUCCAGAAAACGAUCUGCAUCUUGAUCAAUUUAACCGAGAAAAUGCAAUUGCUACGUCAUGUAGAUAUCGCAACCAAGAUUGCUUGGACACGGCCUCUGCACUGUUCUCUCAAUACAUGACAGAUGAUGCAAACAAUGUGGACAACGAACCAGAUUACAUAAUUAACCCCAUCUCCCCGAACUUGAAGAGCGUGGUAUACAGAUACGGUAUCCAAGAAGGGGGGCAGGUGGAAUGGGAGUUUGGCUGGAGAAAGUAUCAAGAAACCACGGAUCCCUCAGAGAAAAUCAAAUGGCUUGUGGCUCUUUCCUACUCUCAGGCACCCUGGAUUCUAAGCAGAUAUCUGGAUUACUCCUUAGAUAGUGAUCUUGUGCGUAGUCAAGAUUCAUCUACAGUCAUUGUCACUGUGUCAAGGAACUACAUAGGACGUUCAAUUGCUUGGGAUUAUCUGCGGUCAAACUGGGAUACCUACUUGAAUUAUUAUCGUACAAGUCCAAGUAGUUUAGGUUAUAUUGUCUCUGAGGUUACAGAAGAUUUCAAUACUGAACUGGAACUUGAAGAGGUUAUUGCUUUCAGAGAAGGCAAGGAUCUUGGUCCAGCUACACGUGCAUAUGAGCAGGCGAUAGAGGUUAUCAACACAAACAUCGCAUGGAUGAAAAGCAGUGCAACUAUAGUAGCAGAAUGGUUUGAAGAUGCAGCUCCUCCUAUAGGAGAAUAAACAGGCUAGAGAGCAAGCGCCCUCAUUGUCUUCUUUCUGCCAAUCAUCAUCUUCGUCUCCUCUCUUUCUUUCUCUCUUCCCUUUCUCACUGCUUCUUUAAAGGGGUAUUCCAGGCUGAAAUUCAUCCAGCAAAAUGCUGCAAAUUUCAUUAAAAUCUGAUAUGAUAUAAUGAAGAACUUGGAUUUUAAAGUUUAGCGAUAUUUUGUGAAAACAGUUACAUGCACCACGUCAUGAAUAUUCAUUAGGAGGGGUGAUGAUGCCAUAUCCCCACUUUCCUUUUUAUGUUAUGAAAUCAAAAUUACUUCAUAGUUUCAUACAUGUGUGCAUAAUAUAUCUCCCUUGUGACAAAAUAAGUUGCAUAUAUGAAUAUAUUAAACAUUAAAUCAGUUGUCAAUCAAAUUCUUUCAUUCUUGUUGACAAUAUUUGAAUAAAUGUAAUAUUAUAUAAUAAAAUACAGAAUUAGUGGGGAUAUGACAUCAACUGCUAGCUCAUUGGAUAUUUAUAAAAACAUGCUUAGAACUUUUUCACCAAACUAAUGCUAAGCUUUAAAAUGUCAUAACUCUGAUAAUUCCUUGUCCGAUUUCGAUGAAAUUUGCUGAAUUUUGCUUGUCGGAUUUUACAUAAUCUGUUCAAAUCAUACUAUUUUCAUCAUGGAGUACCCUGUAAUAAUCACGAUUGAACUGAUACACUACACAGUGAUUGAUAAUUCAAAAAAAAUAUUCAACAAAAACAUUUUUUUUUGCAUUAAAACUAUUUUUGUGAAUUAUCUAAAAUUAUCAAUUCAUAUUGAUAUUGGUAUCUUUCAGUUCAACUUCAAAUUGGCCUUGAAGUAUAGCCCAUUCAUAGGCUAAGUGUUUUCAUGUGUAUAGGCUUUUUGUGAUCAAUCAAAUUGUGCUUGUGGAAGUGUCGUGGUGUAGCGGUUCUGACUCUCGCCUUGUAAUCAGAGGGUCGUAUGUUCGAAUCCCACCAUGGCCUAGCUUCCAUUGGUAAGGCGUCAAUCCACAAUUUGCUACUCUCCACCAAAGUGUUUAAUGGGUACCCGGUAGGAUGCGAAAGCCUACGUAGUAUGCCUAGCAAUUGAGUCUUGGAACUCUUGUUGGAAUGCUCCCCAGGGAGUUGAGAAGGUGCAUGCGUUGUAUGCCGGCAUGCAAGGAUCCGAUGCCCGGGGUUAAUACUAUAUCUGUAAAGCGCUUAGAAACGUUGUUCCGAUGUAUUAAGAGCUAUAUUAAUGCGGAAUAUCAUUAAAAUUAUUACUUUGCAAAUUAUUGUUAUCACGCAUCCAUCAAAGAAAGGAUUGGAAUGCUUUAAAAUAAAUUUUUGUUUUCUUACUGUGAUGUACUCUAAUUUCCGUAGCCCUUUAAAAAGGCUUUGUGAUAAUAAUACUACUCUUGUUUUUGUAUAUAUACAUGUAGUGCAAAUUACAAUGAAGUCUCUUAGUACUGAAAUAGACAUGCAAAUAAGUUUUAAAAAAUCAAUUCUUUUUCUGAAUUUGUUCAAUUUGUUACAGCAAAACAUAUGAAGUAGCCCCAUGGUCACUCUGGACUAUGGGAAAAAAAAGAGCAAAUAGUUUACAAUUGGUCACAUAUAAAGUAGUAAUAUUAAAUGCAGGUUUUGAGACAUUUGUUUUGUGUAUACUGCAGAAGGUGUGGAAGGCAUAACAGGGAAUUUACAACUAUAAAACUAAAAGAGCGUCCCUCUUGUUCAAAACUUAUAUACGAUGUUAUUUUAUCACUUAUGGGUUUAAAAUAUAUCAUCAUAUGCUUUAAACUUUUGCCUAAAAAUGUACCAUUGCUUAAAAUGACUGUACAAUAUUGACUUUUUAGCACCUUUUUUUUCUUUGACAUUUCUUAUACAAUUAUGUUCAUGUGGGAUCAACUUAUCAUUAACUCCUCGUUCACCAAUCCACGAUUACGUACCAAAAAGUGUGUGUAUCAUAUUAGCUUUGUAAGUACUAUUUUCCCUUCUUUUCUGUUUCAUCUAAAUACAAGGUAACUAACAUUUCACAUUCCUUAGAAAAUAAGGAUGUUUUUUCUUCAUUAACAAUUGACAGUGUUAAGUUCAUAUCUUAACUAGUUCGCAGAAGCAAUUUAAGUUAUAAACAACAUUCCACCUGUGUGUAGUAUAUGAAAUCCAAUUUACAUGUAUCACAUAUUACUGUAGAGAUAGCUCACUAAAAGAGAAGUUAUUUAAGUGAUUUGACAAAGGAAGACAUGAACAAAGAAUUGCAAUAGCUAUGUCUAUGUAAUUAAAUGUAUCAUAGUAGUAUCAUAAUGAUUAUUGUACAACGCCUACUUAGCUUGUUGUACGCGAGCAAAUGGGAGGCUGAAUGUCAAACAUUCGUACCGUUGCACAAAAGACGUACCAUCCAAAAUGUACCGUCCAAAAUGUACCGUCCAAAAUGUACCGUUGCACGGCUUUAGGAGGUGACGUCACAAUACGGUUUAAAUCAUUGCGCUCAGUAAAAAUGAACAAUACGCGUAUUUAUAAGCCAGCUGGCUAAAUGCGCAAGGCCCAAAGUCGAGUCAUGUGCGCUUGUGGGAUUUUGCUUUCUGCUUUCGGCAUUUUUGCUCCCUUUUCAUAGAUUACUAUAGGGAUAAACUCUUGUUUUUUCAUAUUUUCGCUCAAUUCCGAGGCGUUGUACAACACAAAUAGCGAAUAUUCUUAUUCGUGCAAUGGUGCGAGAUUUUGCAUUCGGUGAAAGAAAGAAACGCUCUAUUCAACUCGGCUAACGCCUCGUUGAAUAGAGCAUCUUUCUUUCACCUCAUGCAAAAUCUCGCACCAUCGCACUCAUGCCUAUUCGCUAUUUGUAUACUAUCACUGAAAUAGUCUUAUUCUGAAUUAAAAAUUUCAAUCUACUUUGUUUUAGCAUAUGAAUUAUUUAUUUCUUACCAAUUUGUUUAAAGGGUUAGGUUGAUUAAGUAUUCACCAUUUGAACAGCAUUUUGUCUCUCUGUACUACGCAAUGCAAUGGAAAUGACUACAGAAAAAUCUCGCUAACAAUUUGGCUAAUAAAUUCAAAAGUAGAUUCUGCAAUGAAAACCUGAAAAUUGUUAUGAACUAUUUAUUGUGAAUGGUUAUUAUAAUGAAUACUGUGUAUGUUUAUGUAUUGUCCUACCUGUAUUCAACAAUAUUACACUAGGUAUGUGAAAAUACAUCUUCUUUAGUAAUUCUAACUGAAAUAUUUCCUUGAUACAUAUUAGUGUAAAAUUUUCAAUAUAUGGAAUAUUGUAAAAUAGUAAAGUUUUGUGAUUACAAGUCAAUUAUUUUUCUUGAGAGUUUGCAUUGAUUGUAUGAAUUACAAUGGAUGAAUCAUUUUAAAGUGAUUUUUUUAAAGAAUGACAAAUU